CGAUCGAUUGAUUCAACCAACCCAAGCACCCCACAUAGGAAAACCCUAUAAAAGAAAGGUACGCCUCUUUCAAGGUACCAAAAGAACGGUAGAUUACGGAAACGCUGAGAAUGAUAACCUCAUACCCACUUUGAUAGUUUUCUCUCCUCAGGUCAGAUCUCUCUCCUUCGUUUCCUUCUUCUUCUUCUUCUUCUUCUUCUUCUUCUUCUUCUGUUUCAGACUUCAUGGAAGCAAACCAACGAUGCCAUGUUGUGAUGUUCCCGUGGUUGGCCUUUGGGCACUUGAUCCCAUUCCUUGAGCUCUCCAGGUCUCUAGCAACAAGAGGAUUCAAAGUCUCUUUCAUAUCGACACCCAGAAACAUAAAAAGGCUACCAGGGGUCCCCCUAGAAUUAUCGGCCCAGCUUAGCCUAGUCGGGUUCCCGUUGCCGCCCGACGAUGGCUUGCCGGAGGAUGCCGAAGCCACCAUAGAUGUCGAGCUCGAUACGGUCCAAUACUUGAAGAGGGCCUACGAUGGGCUCAGAGCGCCCUUUGAAAAGUUCGUUGAAAUGACCUCCCCAGACUGGAUCAUCUAUGACUGCGUUGCAUACUGGGUGCCUCAGGUUGCAAGUAGGUUUAGCAUCCCUUGUGCAUACUUUUGUGCCUUCAGUGCUGCAGCCGCAGCAGUCUUUGGCCCGACCUGGCAAUUGACCGGUGAACGGAGCCGGUCAACGCCGGAAGAGUAUGCAGUUGUGCCUGAAUGGAUCAACUUCCCUUCCACCGUCAAGUUCAGCAAGUAUGAAGCCAUCUCUAUUUGUAGCACACUAGGAGUGCCGGACGUAACCGCAAUGUUGGGCUGGAAGCGAUAUGCAACUGUAAUUGAAGGCUGUGAUGUAGUGCUGAUUAGAAGUUGCACAGAAUAUGAGGGGCCUUAUGUCGGCCUUCUCCGGGAAAUCUUUGGCAAGCCGGUCAAGCCAGUCGGCCUGCUCCCCCCAGCUCAGGAUUUUUGGGAACCCAGAGCAACCCAGAUGAACCCAAAGUGGGCUAGUUGCUUCAGCUGGUUGGAUGCACAAGCCCCAAAUUCUGUUGUGUUUGUGGGAUUUGGAAGUGAGUGCAAACUAAGUGUUGAACAAAUACAUGAACUAGCGUUUGGGCUGGAGCAAUCAGGCUUGCCCUUCAUUUGGGCAUUGAGGAACCCACUUGGGCUGCCUGCUCAAGUGGAUGUGCUGCCAGAGGGCUACCGCACCCGGCUUGGUCAACGUGGGCUCGUCUGCAUGGAUUGGGUUCCCCAGGUCAAGAUCCUCGCUCACCCGUCUAUUGGCGGACACUUGUUUCAUUCUGGCUGGGGCUCGAUAAUCGAGUCGCUUGAACAUGGGAUUCCACUCAUUCUUGUGCCAAUGAUACUUGACCAAGGAUUGAAUGCAAGGCUGGCGGAGGAGAAGAUGGUUGGGAUAGAAAUAGAGAGGAAUGAGAUGGAUGGAACGUUCACAAGAGAUGAUGUUGCUAAGGCACUCAGGCUGGUGAUGGUUGAAGAUGAAGGGGAGCCCCUCCGGGCCAAAGCAAGGGAGAUGAGGUCAGUUUUUGGAAAUAAGGGUUUGCAAGAUGAAUACAUUGGUGGAUUGGUUGAAUACAUGAAUGACCAAAGAUCCUCGAAGUUGAUUGCAGAAAGGAGUGGCUCUAGGCAAAGGAAGUGACGUUCAAAUUCUAGCUGCAUGGCUUAUAGGAUCCAUUGCUUUUUAUUGUUCUGAACUUGGUCUAAUUUCUAACUGUAGCUUGUACCUGGAUGUCAACAAUGAAUCCCAAUUC
Nymphaea colorata (pocket water lily) is the source of this 1782-nucleotide messenger RNA. RefSeq names its product UDP-glycosyltransferase 91C1. The record is from RefSeq and is a predicted model, not a curated record. Lineage: Eukaryota; Viridiplantae; Streptophyta; Magnoliopsida; Nymphaeales; Nymphaeaceae. Gene Ontology annotation, molecular function: UDP-glycosyltransferase activity. The transcript has 2 exons. Bases 225 to 1670 code for a protein of 481 amino acids.